UAUUAGGAAAUUGGAGGCCAUUGUGUAAUUUGCGUUUAGGUUUUUAUAACGUUACGCACUCACCACUCCCUACUUGCUUUCAUCGGCCGCCAUCACCCACCCACCUUCUCUUCUCUUCUCUUCAGCUCCUCCCUCACUCCCACUCUCCGGUACCCCUCUCUCUCUUCGUAUUCCAAAUAUGCAUGUAUGUUGUGGUAAUGGUCUGUACUGUUGAUAUUCCAACAUCAAUUCCUCCUUGAUAUUAUAAGGAAGCAUUCGUAAAUCGAUGUUGUAAGAACAGAGCUCAGCCGGUGGCUAUGGCUCCUGCCCAACCAGACAUGGAGGCUGACCAGCUCCAAGACUGCAAACCAUUUGUCAACCCAAAAGUUGAACUUGUUGAUGAUGAUACAGAUAUCAGAAGGGCUUCCUUGCCAAACUCUGCUUUGGCAUCGGAGGGAAAACACAUGGCUCCAGUCGUCGACAUUGAUAUAAUUCAGUGCACAAGUAAUCAGGACAGUACUCAGCCUGAUCCCGAUGCAACGGAUGAAUAUUCAACCUCAUUUGCCGCCACUACGUCCGACACUGACAAUUUUUCUGGAUUUUGUGAAGAAGGUGAAGUGCAGUCACACUCGUUUGAGGACAAUGCUUUGACAUCUGCUUUUGAUGCAUUUGCGAGUACAUUUCAAACCAGGAAGAAGAAGUUGACAAAUCACUGGAGGAGCUUUAUACGUCCUGUAAUGUGGCGCUGCAAAUGGAUGGAAUUGAGAAUCAAAGAAAUUGAAGCACAAGCACUAAAGUAUUCCAGAGACCUUCGAGUAGCAUAUGAUAAAAAAAGACAUACAGGAUUCAACCAACGUACUUUGGAAGAAUUUGGUUCAAAAUCAUUGCCAUUUUGUAGUCAAUUCCGCAGAAAGAAAGCUAUGAAGAGGAGGAAACGCAAGAGAGUUGAAGACACAACUGAUAUAGCAUCAUACAUCUCAAAUCAUAAUGUCUUUUCCUAUCUUGAAAAUAAAAGAUCCGAUCCUGACGGCACGUCCGUUGCUGAUGACUUUAAUAAUGCAGUAAUCACAGAGCAGAGUGCUGAUUACAAUGAUAAACUCAGUACUGGUGAUAACUGGGCAUUCUUUGAGUACCAAGAUGGUGACAAGUCUUUGGAGCAUGUCCUUUGGAAAAUUGAGACAGUGCACUCUCGGGUUCACAAGUUAAAGUAUCAAAUGGAUGUGGUGAUGUCCAAAAAUGCUGCUAGGUUUUCUUCCAGUGAAAAUUUGAGCGUUCUUGUACCCUGUGAUGCACAGACCAGCUCUGCACAUAGUCCAGCAUUGUCUCCUGGCAAUGGAGAAACAAACUCUGCGGGAGCUAUAUAUACUUCAGCUCAACAUGUAUCAGGCUACAAUGUUGGGGAUCUCGCAAUGCCUGAAAGUGUAGUCUCAAGUUUUGUGGAGGGAAUCACUGUUCCUGAUAUAAUUGAAAGCACUGUGGGACUACCGUCUGCUGUUGACGUUACCUUCCAUCAGCCACAGUUCGGAGACUCAAGCGAAGAUAUUGUGGAUAAUGUCCUGAUACAUAAUGAGGCAGCUGAAGCAGAGAAGCGCGCUUUCCAAAUGAUCAACGACCAACCUAAAGAGGAACAUCAGCAACCAGAGAAAGACUUACAAGAAGCCGUUUUUCCAACUCCACAAUCAGAACCUGCUCCCUCGGCAGAAGUUGCUGUUCCUCAGGAACAAUCAACUCUAGAGUCAUGCUUGGCUUCCGAUGUAAAUUUUCCUAGAAACAAGAGAAAGCGAGGGGAGCGGAAAGCAGGUUCAGUUGUUUGGAGCUAGAAAUGCUCAGGCGAGCCCGAUAGCCAAUGAGUUUCAUUUCCUUAAAUUAUGCUGGUUCAUGGAACUUCAGAGACAUUUCCUCUUCUUUUUCACAUAAGUGGAUACACGAGCUUGUUACAGUUAUUGUGAACUAGCACUUGCUGUAUAUAGAGAAGUGGUUUCGGUUCCUAAGUUAUGCCGUGGUUUCGGUUCCUAAGUUAUGUCGCGGUUUGCGGCAAGAGCCAGUCUAGUGUACUUUGACAACUGAUAUGUGGAAUAGUUGGUCUAAUUACGUGUUCCAUCAACAAAAAAAAACGUCUGAAAUCUUUAGGACCCGUUUGAUAACUAUUAGAUAUCAUCAAUGGCUUCUCUUGCAUUACCCGGCCUGAGCGGGAUUGUUGCUAAAUUGUUAGUGUUUUAUUUUUGGAAUACUUGCUAGUCAACAAUAGCUUUUAGCGACAAAAAUAUUUGACUGUUGUAAUGGCAAUUGGAAUGAUAUUAACUCCUAUUUAUUAUCUAUGUUAUGCCAAAUGUUCUAUGGA
Messenger RNA from Pyrus x bretschneideri (Chinese white pear), 2320 nucleotides. RefSeq lists its product as uncharacterized. The coding region runs from base 297 to 1799 and encodes 500 amino acids. NCBI's taxonomy places the organism in Eukaryota, Viridiplantae, Streptophyta, Magnoliopsida, Rosales, Rosaceae. The record is from RefSeq and is a predicted model, not a curated record. The transcript has 5 exons.